Daldinia caldariorum is the source of this 4714-nucleotide messenger RNA. RefSeq names its product SacI homology domain-containing protein. Gene Ontology annotation, cellular component: membrane; cytoplasm. The coding region runs from base 425 to 4405 and encodes 1326 amino acids. Gene Ontology annotation, biological process: phosphatidylinositol dephosphorylation. The record is from RefSeq and is a predicted model, not a curated record. The transcript has 5 exons. Lineage: Eukaryota; Fungi; Ascomycota; Sordariomycetes; Xylariales; Hypoxylaceae. Gene Ontology annotation, molecular function: phosphatidylinositol-4,5-bisphosphate 5-phosphatase activity; phosphatidylinositol-3,5-bisphosphate 5-phosphatase activity.
CCUCACGAGUACAAGCCAAUACAGCAGGACCUCCCCACCCAAGACUAGGUUCUCUUUUCCUAUUGGAAAAUAUCUAAAAAGAUAAGUGGCCCUUUCUCCACAACAGAAUUUAAACCAAUUUAAUCCAUCAAUUCGCAGGGCUGAUCCUGGGAAAAGCCGAAGGCCAACGUCACAGGGCCGACAGGGCCAACUUUCAACUUUCAACUUUCAACUAUCAACUCUGCAAUAACUCUCUCCAAAAGCGCAUGUGCUUCAUGCAUUUAAACAAACUCGUAACUCAAAAACAUAUGGAUGUCUCCUCGGACUUUGUUUUUUUACUUCUUCGCUCAACUGUUUAAAUCUUAAACUUUCCAUGGUAGCAUGUGCUACUUUUCGAUACUGUUGUUGUCGUCUUCCUUCUAUCCUGCUGUCCUGUUAGUUCAGCAUGGAUCAGUAUUCUUCCGCAACUCGAAAUGUCGCUACAACUCCGUCGGCUGAGAAGUCCAGCCAGCUACUCCUCCGCGAGUAUCCUCACCGAGCUAUUGCCAUUGCGACACCGACACAUGCCCUGAUCUUCCGAUAUAGCCCUACCACGAGCGAGGCAAUCGCAAAUGGCUCGCUCGCCUCCGUCCCGUCAGCACGGCCCCGGGCUGCCGGGGACGGCCCCGUGUCUAAGUGCAUGGUCGAGUUCACUUCUAAUACUAAGCAGCUGCUUAGCGAGUUUAGACCCCUUACUGCCCGACCGAUCUACGGAACCUUAGGCCUUAUAUCUAUAAACCAGGACGUAUUCCUAUGUGUAAUCACUCAGGCGUUACGCGUUGCGACGGUGCGACCGGGGGAAACGGUCGAGAAGAUUGCGAGUGUCGAUUUCUUCUGCCUCAAUAGCUCCGAGUACGAUAAUGUUGUGUCCCUAAACACGUACGAUAGUGAACUAUCGGACUCUAUGGCACCGUAUGGCCAAAACCUCGGUCGGCGGGAUGGCGAAAUAGAAUAUCCCUAUCAGGAGUUACAGAAGCUGUUGAGCAAUGGUAGUUUCUAUUACAGUACAGACUUUGAUCUGACCAACAGGCUUCAAGACAGGCCCAUAGAUUCGGACACGUUCGAUAUUGAUAAUUUUGACGAUUCGUUUCUAUGGAACUAUUUCAUGAUUAGUCCUCUGGUUCAGUUUAGAUCUCGGCUCUUGGCACAUGAACGGGAAGCCCUCGAUGCUUCGAGGAUUUUAACAUCCGCUAUUAGAGGAUUCUGUUCAACCAUGACAAUCCCUCAGAGCGCAGCGCCUCUGAGGUAUGGCAGGUCUGGCCUCCCCUCCUUUCUCACGGUUAUUUCCCGUCUCUCAUGUAAGCGAGCUGGCACUCGCUUCAACAGUCGAGGUAUCGACGAUGAUGGACACGUGGCCAACUUCGUCGAGACGGAAACCAUUUAUUGGAGUCCUUCUGGUGUUCUCUUUUCGUAUGCGCAAGUCCGCGGCUCGGUACCAGUGUUCUGGGAGCAGACUCCAGGGCUCAUUCCAGGUCAGCAGAAGAUAACUAUCACCCGUUCAGCUGACGGGACGCAACCAGCCUUUGACAAACACUUCGAGGAUCUAGAACAAUCCUAUGGUGCAGUACACAUUGUUAAUCUGCUUAGCGCAACAAAACCGGGCGAGGCAGAGCUGACGCAUCUAUUUCACUAUGGGUUGGAGCAUUGCUCGCUUAGUCGUGCAGGUGAAAAGCAAUCUGCUGACCAUGCUCUACUACGAGAGACGGAUUACGAUUUCCAUAUGGAGACCAAGGCUGCGGGAUACGAAGCUGCCCGAGAAAUUCGUCGAUAUAUCGACCAUUCCGCCGACGGAUUCGCGUAUUACCUCGCCGAACUCACCGAUGACAUGGUCGAUGCGAACGAACCGGCAGGCCACCAAAGAAUGGUUGUCGUGCUUCAGCAAGAAGGAGUCUUCCGGACAAACUGUCUAGACUGCUUAGACAGGACCAAUCUGAUCCAGACGUUGAUAUCACAGAUGGCUGUUGAAUCUUUCUUAAAUCACCGCGGAGAAUACGCCGCUUCAGAUUUCUGGGUGCGGCAUUCUACUCUGUGGGCCGACAAUGGUGACGCCCUUUCUAGGAUAUAUGCUGGAACAGGGGCUCUCAAAUCCUCUUUCACAAGACACGGUAAGAUGUCUCUAGCUGGGGCGUUCGCGGACGUUCGAAAAAGCGCAACGAGGCUCUACAUUAACAAUUUUGCCGACAAGGCAAGGCAAAACACGAUCGAUAUGCUCUUGGGACGAUUGGUUGGCCAAGCUCCUGUGCAUCUCUUCGACCCUAUCAGCGACUUCGUAUCUGGUGAACUCAGCAAGCGCGGUGCUGAGUAUUCGUCAAAUGAAAAUAUUACCAUGUGGGUCGGGACAUUUAAUCUAAACGGUCGUACUAAUGGCAUUGACGAGGAUUUGUCUCCUUGGCUUUGCCCUCAGGAGCUCGGUUCGAUGCAGCCUGAGAUCAUGGCUGUCGGUUUCCAGGAGAUUGUAGAGUUGAGCGCGCAACAGAUCAUGAAUAGCGAUCCCCGUCGGAAGCAGUUAUGGGAGAGAGCUAUUAAGAGGACACUAAACAACCGUGCUAAGCAACUAGGAGGCGAGAGGUAUGUUUUGCUUCGCAGUGGACAGCUCGUCGGCGCGGCCUUGUGUAUCUUCGUAAAGGCAUCAUCGCUUCCUAAAAUAAAGAAUGUCGAGGGAAGUGUCAAGAAGACAGGAAUGUCCGGAAUAGCAGGAAACAAAGGCGCGGUUGCAAUCAGGAUGGAAUAUGCGAACACACAAUUAUGUUUUGUAACAGCCCACCUGGCUGCCGGAUUCGCUAAUUAUGACGAGAGGAAUAAGGAUUACGCUACUAUCCAUCAUGGAUUACGAUUCCAAAGAAAUAGGCGUAUUGACGAUCAUGACACGGUCAUCUGGCUUGGUGACUUUAAUUACCGCAUCGGACUAUCACACGAAAGGGUUAUGGAUUUGAUUCAGAAGAAGGACCUAGAGAGACUCUAUGAAAAUGACCAGUUAAACCUCCAAAUGGUUGCCGGUCUCGCCUUUCCAUAUUAUUCAGAGGCUAGAAUUACUUUCAUGCCAACUUACAAAUUUGACGUUGGAACCGACAGAUAUGAUACAUCUGAAAAGGCCCGUAUUCCUGCAUGGACAGAUCGUAUCUUAAGGAAAGGUACUAAUAUAAGACAACUGUCGUAUAACUGUGCCUCUUUGCGCUUCUCCGACCACCGUCCGGUAUAUGCUACGUUUCAAUGUACGGUCAGCAUUAUAGACGAAGCACUUCGAGAACAGAUCAGCCAGGAACUGUACGAGCGUCGCAAAGCUGAGGUUGGCCACACGGCUGGCAGUUUAAUUAGUGACGACUCCGAAGACGAUGAAGAUCUUAUCGGUUAUGAUCCCAUCGAACCAGGUCUACCUCCAGCAAGCUCAGAUCGACAAAAAUGGUGGCUCGAGAACGGAAUGAGGGCAAAGUCUACGGUUGGUCCGCCUAAGUCUAACAACGGCAAUCGUGAUAAUUCCGCUAUGAUAUUGAACCCUAACCGUCCCUCAAAUCCAUUUUCUCCAACCGAAGAACCUGACUGGGUUGCGAUCCCCAGGUCUAAUUCAAGACUUUCGUCAUUUUCUAGCAUCUCUAGUUCUCCGUAUGAGCAUAUCAACCACUCCACACUUCUCUCGUCAUCUGCAGCAUCGAACUCUUCGCCUAGGAAGUUGCCGCCACCGUUCGACCCAGCAACAUUGCCUGUUAAAUUCGGCCAAGUCAGCUUGCUUGACGAGCAGAUGCCCAUGCAUAGGAACGAGCCUCCGCCGCCGCCGCCGCCUAGAAGGCAGACGUCUACAGGCGUUGUACAGCCAUCUCAGCCGUCCGCUUCGUUAAUCGCACAGUCUAUAUUGCAGGAACCAACGUCUAACAGGUUGCAGCAGCCAUUAAUGCCGACGGCCUCCUCAUCCCAAGCGUCAAUCAAGUCUAAAGCGCCCCCGCCCGUAGCAAGGAAACCAGUUCACCUCAUGUCUACCUCUCCAACAACUAGUCCAGUACUCCCCGAAACUGGAGGCUCCGGCUCGCCUGUAGAGCAGCAAACGCCGAAGCCGCCCAUCCCACGCAAAACUUCCAAUGCUGUCUCCAAUUUGACAGCUAGACUCGAAGCUAGUAGAUCUGGAGCAUUGACGGGAGGAAUGUAUAAAACCGUGGCUCCUUCAUCUCAUCUAGAACCUAUUACCUCUAAUGGACAUCCUGCUGGGACACCGGCCCGCGUUCCAUUACCCGGGCUAGCCGCAAUAGAACGCAAGCCUGCCUUGCCGACGCGCCCGCAACCACAGCCGCAACAUGUGCAGCCGCCACGCCCGGAAACGAAGGAAACUACGGUUGAUCUCCUGGGCGGCGAUGACGGUGUUGACGUGAACGGAUGGGAUACGUUGAAGCCGAGCUAGUUAAAUUUUUUUAAACCCCAUCGCUUGUAGACUUGUACUGGGUUGUCAAAUUUCAAUACAGCAUGGCGUUUGCGGCGUUGGGAGGAUUAUAGUUAGACUAGUAUAUAGAAGUCUCGACUAUGAGACUACCUAAGAUAAAAGUCUUGUCUUUUGUCUUUUUUCACUUAUAUGCCAGUUUGAGAUUAUUGUGAUAUUGUUAACUUGUUGGUAGUUAUAGUGUAGUUAUAUAUUAUAUUAUAUAGUAGGUAGAAUACCGGUAACUACAUGGAGAUGUCAAUAAAACAACCCCAUAUAUCUCGUAUAAUUAAA